AUGAGCGACCCAAUGAAACUUCGAAUCUCCCGCUACAUCAAUAUCUCUGAAGCGCGCAGCAGCACUAUUGCUGAGUACGAUCGCGCGCGGGCUGCGUACUUUCUUUCGGACUCGGCAAGCCAAGCGGGCUCGGCUGUGAAGGAGGAACUGAUCAGUACAUGCGUCGUAAGCUAUCUUUCGCACAAUCCCAGUACACUCCCUGUGCGGGCUGAUGCUGCUCCAAAGGCUGCUAUCGGCGUCGGCAGCCCUUCUAUCACAUAUAAUCUGAUCGUCGACACCGACACCAUACGGACCUGGGUUGGAGCUUCGAGGGAUUAUGUGUCCACGAGCACCUCCAAGAAUUCCGGUGCCAGCGUGACCUUUUCACGGGGCCUUCUUUCGCUCUCUGGUGAGGAUACCGAAUUCGGCCCCCGAUUGUUCCUCUCUCAAAGCAUUGACGAAGGUACCGAGUGGACGGAUCAAGUCACUCUUGCUCCGGAAUUGGUCAUUACAGGCCAAUCUAUCGGCGUGGCAUCGAGUUCCAGUGGGUUCGGCGACAUUGACGGUGUUUUAGGCCUCGGACGAACCGCUCGCAAUGAAGAGACUGUCCCGACGAUGAUGGCUAGUCUUUUCUCCCAGGGUGCAAUCUCGACCGAGGCUCUCGGGUUAUCCCUCAUGCCGCGCUCUGCCGAUUCAUACGGCGGCGAGAUCUCAUUCGGCGACGCGGACACCACAGCCAUCACGGGCGACGUGACUUACGUACCCAUCACCUCGACCGCUCCCGCGUCAAGCUACUGGGGAUUCGAUGCCGCUGCAACAUAUGGCGGGAAAGAGCUGCUGAACAGCGUUGGCAUCGUCGACAUAGGCACCACUCUCAUCCUCCUCGCGUCAGACUCGUUCCAGGAGUACCAGCGCGUGACCGGCGGCGUCCUCGACACCGAGACUGGCCUGCUCAAGCUCACCUCCACAGAAUUCGAGGCCCUUGAGACCCUCGAGUUCAACAUCGGUGGGACAACGUUCUCGCUGAUGCCGGGAGCGCAGAUCUGGCCGCGCGCUCUGAAUGCUUCGGUCGGUGGAUCCGAAGAUGCCAUCUACCUCGUUGUUGCUGAUUUGGGCUCUCCGAGCGGGCAGGGGUUGGAUUUCAUCCUCGGCCAGGCGUUCAUGGAGCGAUUCUAUACUGUUCUGUACAGCACAAACGAGCAGGUGCUUCAAGCUACGACGCUGCAAAUCCUCCAGUUUGAAGAUACGCUCGCGGGUGCUCCUGCAGCCAAACGCGCCCAGCACACCACCGCUGGUGCCGACACACCUUCUCCCGGUAGAGACACUGCCUCUCCGAGCAAGGCAGACGACAAGAAGCCCAAGAUGCAGGACAAUAGAUCCUUGAUCGACAAGCGCGGCACACGUCCGCGAGACUUCUUCAAGGAGAAGCCGCAAUCCCUGAAGGGCAAUAUCGGGAGCCACAGCGGUAUCCCGCAGCGCACCGUCGGGACCUUCGGCGGCAGAGGCGGCCAGGGCAAGUCCGUCAAGCAGGGCAGCGGGGACGUCGAGAUCGCCUCCGCCGAGGCCAACUGCUCGAAGACAGCCGUCAAGUGCUCGAUCAGGCUCGAGGGUAGCAGGUUGGAAGGUACGGCUGCUAUGAUGACGAUUGCCAGAUUCAAUCUGUUACCGCAUGGGAGCGCUCAUCUUAUUCCCAUGUGUCUUCGCAGUGGAGGCGCCCUCGCUUCUGUCCUCGCGCACGUAUGGUCGACUACCCUAUCUUCUAUAUCCUACACGCCUAUAUACAUGUACAUCGAGCGAUAUCUGUGCCUCGGGCCCGAACUACUCGAAAACGACCUCAGUAGAUUGACUUCAUAUCGUUAG
This is a messenger RNA of Mycena citricolor, 1839 nucleotides long. Lineage: Eukaryota; Fungi; Basidiomycota; Agaricomycetes; Agaricales; Mycenaceae. The record is from the annotation of a GenBank genome assembly.